Messenger RNA from Tigriopus californicus, 7317 nucleotides. It is a transcript of the gene Myo81F, whose product is annotated as unconventional myosin-X-like. The record is from RefSeq and is a predicted model, not a curated record. Gene Ontology annotation, cellular component: cytoskeleton; myosin complex. Gene Ontology annotation, molecular function: protein binding; ATP binding; cytoskeletal motor activity. Gene Ontology annotation, biological process: signal transduction. Lineage: Eukaryota; Metazoa; Arthropoda; Copepoda; Harpacticoida; Harpacticidae. The transcript is spliced from 21 exons. Bases 84 to 6965 code for a protein of 2293 amino acids.
UUGCAAAGCAAUGUGAUCCAAUGUGCCAUAGGGACGCAAGUGCACCCAUUCGUGUGGCGACUAGGGUCAGGAAAUAAUGCAUAAUGGUUCUUACACGACAAACCUCCGCCUCUUUGGGUUCCAAACCCGAGCAUGGCGUACCUGAUAUGACAGUAAUCUCGGAUAUUGAUGAGUUUGGGAUUAACAAGAACCUCCAAAUUCGUUAUCAACGUGAUGAAAUUUAUACCUAUACCGGUUCAAUACUUGUCGCCGUCAAUCCCUACAAGGAGCUUUGCAUAUAUGACUCGGAAUAUGUCUUCCGCUAUCAUGGGCAAAAACUGGGCGCUCUUCCACCCCAUGUGUUCGCCCUGGCCGAAUCGGCCUACAAGUCCCUUCAAAACGAAAGCAUCAAUCAGAGCCUAGUCAUUUCCGGCGAAUCCGGAGCGGGAAAAACCGAGUCAACCAAAUUCAUUCUGGAAUACCUGUGCUCAGUCACUGCCAACAUCUCGACUUGGGUCCAACAACAAAUUUUGGAGGCCAAUACUAUCUUGGAGGCCUUCGGCAAUGCAAAAACCAUCCGGAAUGACAACUCCUCACGAUUCGGUCGUUUCAUGCAAGUGUGCUUUGAUCCCAAGUACAAGAUACGAGGCUGCGUGAUCCAAGACUAUCUUUUGGAACAAUCGCGAAUCACCACUCAAGCGGGACAUGAACGGAACUACCACAUUUUCUACCAAUUGAUUGCAGCAGCCCAAAGAGACAAAGAACUAGCGCAGAAAUACUUCUUGAAAUCACCCUCGGAAUAUGCCUAUCUGAACCAAUCUGGUUGCACAACAUUGGAGGGUGUGGACGAUGCCGUUAAAUUCGAUGGCCUGCGCCUGGCCUUUGAAGUGGUUCAGAUUCCAGCCCCGGUCAUUGACGAUAUUUUCUCUGCCGUUUCUGCCAUUCUAUGGCUUGGGAACCUUGAAUUUCAAGAUUCCGAAGACGAGACUGCAGCCUUAUCUCUCAAAGACAAAGAUUAUAUCGAAACCAUUGCCAAUCUUCUUGGGCUGGAGUCUCAAGAUCUCACUCAAGUUGUUCUUUGCCGUCAAAUUAACAUCCGAGGAAACGUGACGGAAAUACCCUUAAAAUACAAUGAGGCCAAAGAAAACCGCCACGCUAUGGCCAAGGCGCUGUAUUCCAGAACCUUUGCUUGGUUGGUGAAUCACAUCAACAAGUGCACCAAUCCUGGCAAAGAUAUGACUCAAUUUAUCGGCAUUCUGGACAUCUUUGGGUUCGAAAACUUUCAAACGAACUCGUUUGAGCAACUCUGCAUCAACUAUACCAAUGAGAAACUCCACAAAUUCUUCAAUCACUACGUAUUUGCUAUCGAACAAGAGACCUACCGUCAAGAAGAGAUCAAGUUUUCGCAUAUCACCUUUACCGAUAAUACAAGAUGUCUGGAGUUGAUCGAAAAACCCCCACGUUGUGUUCUCAAGCUCCUAGCUGAACAAUGUCACAUGCCAGGGGGGUGUGACGCAGCCUACUUGACCAACAUUCAUGCCGAGUUUGAUAGCCACAGAGAUUAUGUGAAAGGAGAUGAUCGACGGAAUUGGGACAAGGAAUUUGGAAUCAAGCACUAUGCGGGCAAAGUGACCUAUACGGUGGUAGGUUUCGUGGACAAGAACCGCGAUACCCAACAGGACGUGUUCUUCGAUUUCCUGGAGAAGUCUUCCAAAACUUUCAUCCAAGAGAUUUGUGAAUACAAGGACCUUAUGAGCAAAGUGGUUCAACUGGGCAGCAACAUCAAUAAGGGAGACGGAAGUCUUUCCAAAGGAACGGUGAAGCGGACCAUGACCAACAAAGCCAAACCAACUGUCAGUGACUCCUUUCGACUUCAACUUCAAGUGCUUGUCGAUGUUCUCGAGUCCACCAAUCCUUGGUACGUGAGGUGUAUCAAACCAAAUAUGAUCAAAGGUCCCAAUAACUUCAAUGAAGCGCUCGUUCUGGAUCAACUUAAGUAUCUUGGCAUGCUUGAAAUCAUUCGAAUUCGAAAACAAGGGUUUCCAAUUCAUUACUCUUUUGAGGAUUUUGUAUUCAAAUACAAAUGUUUGAUGGGUCGAAAAUUGACCUUAAAGGACGCCACUAGCGCCCUUAAGGCUAUAAUGGAUACUCAAGGACUGCCCAAGACUGAAUGGCAAAUUGGAAAGACGAAAGUGUUUCUACGGACUGCCGCCCACGAACCUUUGGAAGAUAGAAGGAUUUGCUUGAUCAACCAAUCUUCAGUCGUGAUACAGAAAAGGUUCAAAGGCUUUAAGGAGCGGAGAAAAUACAUCGAGAUCCGACAAGCCACGUUGAAAAUCCAAGAAUCGUUCUUGGCUUGGCGAUCUAGAAUCAUCUUCCUGAAGAAGAGGCGAGCUGCCCUUGUCAUUCAAUCCCACUUGCGGGGCAUGUUUGCCCGUGAAGUAGCCGCAGCACUUCGAGAGGCCAAACGCGUCGAAGAGGAGCGUAGAAGGAAGGAGAAAUUAGAAGAGGAGCGAAGAAAGAGGGAAGGGGAACGACUUCUCCAAGAGGCUCAAGAUAGCACUGACGACGAGGAAAAGAUGUUGGACCGGAAGAUGAGUUUUGCAUGUUUGGCCGAUAUGAAUCAAUCAGAUGCCGAUAAGGAGAUGAAGAAACUGUCUCAGUUGGCAGAUCAACUGAAUCCCAAACUUUGUGAUGGGAUCAACCCUGAUAACGUGGACUUGGACCAAUUAUUCAACUUCCUCUCGGGUGAAGUCCCCGACUCUCUGAGAUCUGAAUCAGUUGUGUCCGAAUCAAUCACUACGGGUAGCGUCGAAACUGGAGACAAAACGUCCAUUUUGGAUGAAAUCGACCGCCAAAUGAGCGAUCUCCAGAACGAGUUCGAUCAGUUUAGUAUCAAGGACGACGAGCACGCGAUACCCUCCCCUCUUCCUCCUCCUUUAAUGGACGACGAUGACGAUGACGAUCCGCCCCCACCUCCUCGAGAGCAUUCGCCACCCCCACUCCCACCUCCAAUGAUUAGUGGCACUCCUCCAACUAAUAGCAUGACCAUGGGCAAGCCAUCGCUUCCAGAACCUGAAGGUCCACCUCCGCCGCCUCCAAUUCAAAACGGUUAUGCAUUCAACACACCUCAUCUGAGCCAGGAAGUGCGCAACCCACUCAAAGCUAAACUGAAGAAGCCGAAGGAACCGAUUUAUGAAUCCAUCAAACCCCGCCCCGAGCCAUUGGGAGCACCUGCUCCAUCCAUUCAAGAGCAUGUUCCAGUGAAGCAUUCCGACUACCAGACUUCCUUCCUGCCAAAUCAUUUGGCCUCGAAGAGCCAAGGUGCUCCUAAAAUGUAUCACACUGGCUUAAUGGCCACGCAACAUUCUCAGCAGCCAAUUGCUCCUCAAUCACCUCGAAAAGGUACCAAUCUAGAUCCCGAGAGAGAGGCUCGGAAAUUGCAACGUGUACAACGAGGCCUUGAAAAGAUCCAGGAGCAAAAUAUUCAAGCUGAAGUGGAAAAAGAGAAUCUUGACGAGGAAUUUGAGCUUCUCGAAUUCGCCGAGAAUUUCUUCAACGACCACGAGAAGUCCCCACAAGGAACAAUUGUGGGUACAUUGAAGCGGAGCAAAACCAUGGAAUUCUUGAAGAAAACCGACAUGAUUAAGUAUUACAAAGGCACCUCAAUUCCAAACUCACAUAUUCACAUGUUCGAUCCUGAAAACGUUUCAAUCGCGUGCACCAUCUUCAAAGAUUUGUGCAAGUACAGUCGUGGAGAUUAUAAGAACGACACCGAUGUCAAUCUCAUUCAAACCAUCAUCAAAAAUGGCAUUGAGCGCGAGGAACUCCGCGACGAGAUUUACGUGCAAUGCGUCCGACAGCUCAACAACAAUCCCAAUCAAGAACAAAUCGAUCGUCUUUGGCUGUUACUUUGUCUCGUCGUUGUGGCCUUCCCGCCCAGCAAAUCGUUCUUCAAAUACUUCGUGAGUUUCCUGAAGAAGAACAUCGAUGUUGAGGAUCCAAUUCAUCAAUAUGUCGAGUGGUGCCUGGAUAACUGCAAGCAUGUUCAAGUGGCCACACGAAAGAAUCCCCCAUCCACCGUGGAAAUAACCGCCAUGAAGCGAUUAGGAACAAUCGUUUGUCGGUUUUUCUUCUUGGACGGACGAACCAAGGCACUGGACGUUCAUCCAUGCGAUACGGCCAUGGAGGUCCUUCAGAAGAUUGCAGACAAAAUAGGUCUGUUGAAUCUGGAUGGAUGGGCACUGUACCAAUCGCUCCCGGAAGGAGAGGAACACAUCCCCCAACAUCAAUUCCUUUACGACAUCAUAUCUCAAUGGGAAAUGAAUAGUCAACAAAAUCCUAAACCUAGUCAAAAUGUCAAGUCCAGUCCAAUGCACAAUGCAAAAACCCAAACCCUGAAACGACGCCAAUUGGGCGGAACCGAGAAUAGAUUUAUCUUCAAGAAACGUCUUUUCUGCAACACUCGAGAAAUCCCCUCGGAUCCCAUUGAAGUCAGCCUUUUAUAUGCUCAAGCAGUACAUACCGUGGUCAAAGGUGACGAACUUCCAGUGUCGGAAAAAGUGGCCCUUCAGUUGGCUGGUCUUCAAGCUCAAGUGGCCUUGGGAGAACCUCAAAAUGGUCGAUUGGAAUUGUACACAGAUGUAGAUCUGUUCCUGCCUCAACGCAUCAAACAAGCUCGAUUCUUAUCGGACCGAGAAUGGAUUCCCAUUUUAUCCGAAGCCCAUCUUCAUUAUGGCGCGGGCAAAUCCGAAGUCGUGGCAAAAGUGUGGUACUUGAGUUGCGUCAUGCAAUAUCCUCUCUACGGAUGCACCAUGUUCAAUGCAAACUACAAGGGCUAUUGGUCUUACGGGAGUUCCAUCGUGUUAGGAAUCAAUUGUGCUAGUUUCCUCAUAAUCAAACCGGACGACAAGGCCGUGCUAUUUGAAUUUCCAUUUGCGGAUAUAGAGUCCCUACUUCUGGAUCCCAGCGACAAUUUCGUAACGUUAAAUCUGGUUAAAACCGUCGAAGAACGUCAAAGAGUUCACGUCUUUGAAACAACCUUCAAGGCUGAAAUUGGCUCCUUGGUCGCUAGCUAUUGUCCUGCUUUAGCUAACUGGGUGCGAGAGGCUGAUGUACCAAGGCGACGUAUCAAACAAGUCACCAACGAGGAUCGCAUGCGUCUUCAUCAAAAUUUGGUCCAAUGCAGGCGGGCUUUGGUGGAUAGCGAUCUUUUGAAGAAACCCACAGAUGAAACAGGCAACUUUUUUAAAAGCACCCUCAGACGACUUAGUGUCAAGAAAAUGGAGAAAUACAGAGCCGAAGCGCUGGCCAACGAACAAGGUGAAAUCUAUAAAGGCUAUUCCCACGUCUAUUGGGCCUUCACUAAGGGAGGGAUGACCCAAACUCUUGCUAAAAUGGUAGAGCAGGAUGAAACUCAAGCUCUCGAGGUCUUCCAACUCAUUCUAACCUACGCCGGACUUUUGCAACCAAACAAAGACGAUCCACCUUGUAAUAGAGAAGAAGAAGAUCACGUGCUACUCAUCCAAACUGUGCUCGACAAAGCAAUGAAAAAGGAUUGUUUGGUGAACGAACUGUUUCUUCAACUGAUCAAGCAGACCACGGAUCACCCAGAACCUAAUUCAAGGGUCAAUCUAAGGCACUGGUCAUUAGUCGCCUUGGCAUGUUCAGUGAUUCUCCCCGUGGACAAGAUCGUCAGGAAAUACCUUCUGGCUCACUUGAAGAAGUGCUCUGCAGAUUUUGUAACGGAGGAAGGGAAAUACGCUCGAUUUGCCGAGAAGUGCUUCCACAAGACUUUGGGAACCCGCAGACGUCAAUGGCCUCCCUCAAAGCAGGAAAUCCUGUGCACCAUCAAUCGAAGGCCAAUUUACGCUCGCUUCCAUUUCAUGGAUGGUCAAUUCCAUGCCAUUGAAUUUGAUCCAAGCGCUACGGCAGACGAAGUGCUGAAGCUCGUCAAAGCAAAAAUCGGACUGAGGGAUCAUGCCAUGGGUUACGCCAUCUACGAGGUUCUGGGAACACAAGAACGAAGUCUUCUACCGGAUGAGAAAGUGGCUGAUGUAAUGUCCAAAUGGGAAAAAUACCGUUCGGCAGGUGGAACACUCUCAAAGCAAUCUCGGCACCAUAUGUUCUUGUUCAAAAAGCAUCUUUUCCUGGACACUUACAUUGACUUGGCCGAUUCUGUGGAAAAAGAACUUCUCUAUUAUCAAGUUUUGUGCGAUCUCAGAUCUGACCGAUUCCCAGUCACUGACAUGGAAGCCGUAAGUUUCCUCACACAUCGCUUCAUCUCGCAACAAUUGCGAACUAAGAGCCAAAUAAAUUGGGCCAUAUUUCAGGUUAUGCUAUGUGCUCUCCGAGCGCAAAUUGAGCUAGGGAACUACGACUCUGGGGAGGGUGACUAUCGGCAAGUGAUAUCUCAUUGUCUGCCCCCUCGCAUCCUGGUUAAUGUCCAAUCAGACCACGUGGCCAUGCAUCACCAAUCUCUGAUUGGCAUGAACAUUGAAGAGGCCAAACAGGCAUUCCUCAAUCUGAUUCAGUGCUGGCCGCUACACAAAGCUACAUUGUUCGACGUAAACCAAUCAUUCACUUCCAAUUGGCCUAAAACUCUUUGGUUGGCGGUGGAUCAACGGGGUGUGCAUUUACUCGAGUUCCGCACUCGAAACGUUCUAACCUCGUUCGAAUACGAUUCCAUUUUGGACUACACUCCAUCACUAAAUCACCUUCUUCUGAUCACUGGGAGUGACAAGAAGCAAAGCAAAAUAAUCGUCAACACAAACCAAGCGUUCCAAAUUUCUAACCUGAUACGGGAGUACAUCGAAGUGGUUCCCCAUAACGGUGAGGGCGUUUCACCAGGCGAGUUAAUGCCUCCCAACAACAAUGUUAGUCACCAAACAACACUGCCAAUGCAAUCACAACCCCAUUCAUCACAGGCAAUGAUGCAUCACUCAAAUCAGUUCUUCGGUCGAAAUGAUAUUUCCACCGUGGGAUAACGAGUCUAAAGGAACAACUACUACCAGGGAAAACAUUACUAAUUAACUAACUAAUCAAUGAUAACAUCUCCUCCUCAUCACUCAUUAUCACAAAUGUGAACGUUCAUACCAAUUACCAAUGCAUACUAUUUUAGUUCCAUGAUCAAAUCAUUUCUAGGCAUUUUCCUCUCUUGUAUUUGCUUGUUCUUGAUCCGUUUACAGUAACAUUAACAGCCUAGCAGUCAAUUUUGUACUUAGAUAUUUAUUAUCCUUUUCACCCACCAACUUGUAAAGUCCUCAACCAAGAUUGGAUCUUAUUGUGUUGCUCUUCUGAAGUGCUUGCUAUCUCAACGAAUAAAGAUACUUUUGCUCA